This is a messenger RNA of Stylophora pistillata, 2852 nucleotides long. RefSeq lists its product as uncharacterized. The record is from RefSeq and is a predicted model, not a curated record. NCBI's taxonomy places the organism in Eukaryota, Metazoa, Cnidaria, Anthozoa, Scleractinia, Pocilloporidae.
CUCAACACCUCACUGAAAUGGAGUGAGCGAUUUGUUGUAACGAAAGUUACUACAUUCGAACACGCUUUUCUACCGAAGAAACUCCAUACAGUGAAAGGAAGCUUGUUUCUUAGUCUCUUUUCUAUCGAGGGAGCUUAAUCUGGUGACUUGAAGCUGAAUUUGGACGUCUAGAUUUAACUUCGUUUUGUUGAUUCACGACACGCCCGCUCUACGAACGCCAUAUUGGUUGUAUUUCACAACUUCGCCUGACACAACAUUUCCUGAAGAGAAGAUCUGAGCAGCUAAUCCGAAUGAACUUAUUUCUUCUGAAAAUUUAUAGAGAGGAGACAAUGUGGAGAUAGCACCAUUUCCUAAAGAUAGAUUUGUUUUGGAGAAUCGUUGGAAGAAAGUUUGACUUGGCGCACUUUGCCUAUCGAAAGUUCUCGUGGUUAACCGACUAGCUGCUUCAAGGAAGUUAAACAUUUCACUUUGAAUAUAAAUAAAGUACUAAGCACUAUGACAACGAGGUCUGGAAAGCAUUUCCGAGGGGAUAAGAACGUUAUGAUCCACGACAAAACUGGAAGGAUUCUGAUUUCAUGGAAUCGCUUUGCAAGGUCGCUAAAGGAAGCGUUUGAAAUCUAUUGGGAAACCAAACAGGCUGAAGUAACCUCCUUGUUUGAAGAACUACCAAGAAAGAUAAAAAAGAUACCUUUUAAAGACACUUUACUGGCUGCCAUUCCAUUUUUGGCAUACCUCAUAGUUUAUUCGAAUUAUUCACUUCUACGAACAAUUUUAGGACUUGGCAAAGUGACAAAACCCAACCAUACUUUCUUACCGUGGAUGGAAGUGUUGGUUUUCCAUUGUCUUCCUCAUCAAAUGCUGGCAAAAUUUGCACAUCCUGCUCUUGACUGUGUUGCUGCAGUUCCUUACAUAUUUCAUUUUGCUCUUCCAUUCCUAUUCAUCUUAUUUAAAAUUGUAAGCAAUCAUAGCAUUCGUGGAGUGUUUCCCUUUCUCUGGUGUGCUGGCUGGGUGAAUCUCAUUGCAACCAUCAUACAGUUCCUUUUCCCGACAGCACCACCUUGGUAUGUGGACUCUGUUGUUUUUAGUCCCGUGGGAGAUGUUCUUAAAGCAGGAGCGAAUGAAGCUGGAUUUCACAGACUUGAUGCAGCUUUAGGAGUGCCAUUCUUUCACGGACUUUAUGCAGCUUCUCCAUUGCCGUUUGGAGCAUUUCCUUCACUGCACGUUGCGUGGCCUGCAGUGAUUUUAGUGAGCGGACCCUGGAUAAAUGAAAAGUUUGCAAUGUUUCAUGUUGUGUGGAUUACCUGGGCUGCUCUGUAUUCCAACCACCACUAUGGUGUUGAUGCAGUCGGAGGAAUCUUUUUGGUGUUUUUGGUCAAUUUUAUGAUGCGUAAAGUGUGGUGUCCAUUUCCUCUUGAGAAUGGAAAGAAACCCUCUUGCUAUCUUUGUAGAAGAAUAUCACCACCUUUAUUACAAGUUUAGCAAUUUAUAGAUGUAGUAUCCAUUUUUUUUUAACAAUUUUCAAAAUUAGACAAACUGAGAAUUUAAAAUUUUUAGUUGGUGCUUUCUCAACUUUUUUAUUUUGAUUUUUUUUUAUUCUUGCUUUAAUUUGUUUUUAUUUACCAUAACUAACACAGCAAGUGAAAGUCUUAAAGAGCCUUAAUUAGCCUUUUAAAAAAAUUACUUUGUUGUCAUUUUUGCAAGGAGAUUUAACUCAUUCAUCCAACAAUUGUGGGUUAAAUAUUUUUCUCAGAAUUUCUCAGUUUGCAUAUGUUGAAAAUUGCAAAAUUGUAUGAAAUAUAUUUGAGAGUGUAAUAACAUUAGUAGUAAAUUUUGUAAAUUUUGGCUUUAAUUACUGAUUGUUAUGAUCAAAAUUGAAGGUCUAGUUUUGCAAUAAUGAUUAUUCUCUGGUAUUAAUUUUGAUGUGCUUAUGAAAUUUACUAGAGAAUUGGUAUAGACAGAUAUAAGAUUAUAUCUUACAGUAGUUUUUCUAUGUAAUGCACAAGAGGUAAAUUAAAGCAAAAAAAUUUUCACAAUGUCUUGAUGCUUCAACAUAUGAACAAUCACAAAAAUGGUUACUGUACAUUCAGUUGGGCAGCAGUCAUUUGGUAGUUAAAAUUUUCUGUAUCUGUUUUGUUAUGGUUCUUGCUAUUAUUGCUUUUGAUUGUUUUUCUUUGAACACAUGGUUAUUGGUUCUUAGUAUAAAAUAUUUCAGUGUGAUGGUGUUUUUCUGAGUGUAAUUGUCUUUUGGAUAGGGAGUAUUAGUCCUUUGUACAAGGAGAAUUUGUUGAACAAUCAAGAGCUUCUUGAGUUCAAAAUCAUUACCUUUGUGUUUGAUACAGGGGUGACGCUGUUGGGAAUUAAAGGGUGAAGUUCCCAAGUGUGGUAUGUCUGGUUUGAAAUUUGGUUAGAUUAGUUUCUGCAAAGUCUGAAUGAGCCCUGGCGUUCACUCUGGGGUUAGUCAUGACUGUUGCUGGUUACUUAAUAAUACAGAAUUUAUACCACUUUCUGUUACCCUCUUAAGUAAUUAUAAUGAAUUCUAAGCAAUCCAGUUUCACAGUCAGUGCUGUUGUAGAUAACAGUAGAAAUUUGGGAGCACAUAGACAUAGACACUCACUUGGCAGUACAUUAACUUGGAUGAUAAUUGUCACUUUGUUGUUGCAUUGUAAGCUUUGUAAAGUAAUUCCCCAUGCGAUAAUUAUUGGAGAGUAGUGAAAUUCUUUGACAACAGCAAAGUUAAUUGUUAGUUCAAAUUGUCAGUUGGUAGAAGCUAUUUCAAUAUAUGAAUUUUUGCCUAGGGUUAGAAAAACAAUUAUUUUUAAUUAAAAAAAAAGGCUCACUGGACUGGCCCUUGA